UUGCAUAUAUUGUCCAUGCUUCCAGUAAAAGAUGUUGUUUCCAGUAGUGUUUUGUCUAAACCAUGGAGGUAUAUGUGGAAGCUGGUACCUAAACUCAAGUUUGAUUUCAGAGAUUGUUUCAGGCUUUUGCUUUCCAAUAAAGCUCCGUUUCUAGAGAGUUUGCAUCUCGAUUUUUGGUUGGGCGAGUGUCGUGCUGUGGAAGUUGGGAUGUGGAUUGGAAUUGCAUACGCACGCCGUGUGCGUGAGUUGGUACUCCAUGUUGUAUCUAAGAAAGGGUCUUUCAAAUUUCCUACGAGUUUGUAUAAUUGUGAAACACUAGAGAGCUUGACACUCAACAGUUGUAUUCUCGUUGAUGCCCCUUCUCCGGUUUGUUUGAAGUCUCUUAGAACUCUGCGUCUUGAGAAUGUGGAUUACAAAUACGAUGAUUCGGUUUAUAACCUUUUAUCUGGUUGCCCUAAUCUUGAAAAUUUGGUUGUGUAUCGACGAAAUCUACUGGAAGUGGAGACUUUCACUAUUGCAGUGCCAUCUUUACAGAGACUAACAAUUUAUGAUAACAAUGAUGCACAACAUUGUACGGGCUAUGUGAUAAAUGCUCCUUCAUUGAAGUACUUGAAAAUUAAAGGGUUUAAGGCUCUCGAAUCUUGUCUGAUUGAGAAUGCACCAGAGUUGGUGGAGGCAAAUGUUAGUAAUGUCUCUAAGAUAAUCAACGAGAAGCUUCUUGAAUCCCUAACUUCAGUCAAACGUCUUUCUUUGGGGUUAUCGCCAUAUGUAUAUAUUAAGUUUCCUACUGGUAGCAUCUUCUAUCAGUUGUUGGUAUCUUUGGAGCUAUAUACAAAUAAAGCAGAGUGGUGGAAUCUACUUGUGCUCAUGCUAGAUAGUUCUCCUAAAUUGCAAGUCCUCAAGCUCAUCGGUAAAUGGUAUGGUGUAAAAAAUCCUUUAGCCAUUAGGAAUUCGAAUCAACCAAAGAAUGUUCCUGGAUGUUGUAGAUGUUUGUUGUUUCAUCUCGAAACAUUCAUGUGGAAAGGCUGCGAAAGGCUAGGAGAAGAUGAAAAAGAGGUGGCCAAAUACAUCCUAAGGAACUCUAAUUGUUUGAAGAGAGCAACUUUCACCAGAAUAAUCUAUGAAGAGAACAAUUCUCAAGACAUGGUUGAUAAUCUUGAGAUGAUGGAGGCAUUGGAAAAUGUGGUCAGGGCUUCAAAUUCAUGCCAGCUUGUGUUCGAAUGUAACUUAGAAAUAUAGUCUUUGUUAUAACAUGUAACUUUUUUUUUAUGCUGUUUAAUUGGAUAUUGAGUUCUGUAAUAUUGCCUUUCUUUGACCGUUUGAUAUGCAACUUCCCCAACAUGAUAUGUAUGUAUUCGGAU
Molecule: messenger RNA, 1361 nt
Organism: Arabidopsis lyrata subsp. lyrata
Lineage: Eukaryota; Viridiplantae; Streptophyta; Magnoliopsida; Brassicales; Brassicaceae
Product: F-box/LRR-repeat protein At3g26922-like
Exons: 6
Coding region: 16-1239 (407 amino acids)
Source: RefSeq, a predicted model, not a curated record